Messenger RNA from Acanthochromis polyacanthus (spiny chromis), 1919 nucleotides. RefSeq names its product crystallin, zeta (quinone reductase)-like 1 (gene cryzl1). Gene Ontology annotation, molecular function: oxidoreductase activity. The record is from RefSeq and is a predicted model, not a curated record. Bases 157 to 1221 code for a protein of 354 amino acids. The transcript has 13 exons. Lineage: Eukaryota; Metazoa; Chordata; Actinopteri; Pomacentridae.
AGAAGAAGAAGCAGCGGUCAGCUGAUUCAAGCUAGCACAAAUUGAAAACUAGCAGUCUGGUUCCCUCUGUAAGAGAUACAGUUAAUGUAUGAACAGGAUUAUUAUCAGUUAUUUAAAUAUUUUUAAAUCUUCUGGGCGAAUUAACGGAGCAGCAGGAUGAAGGGUUUGUUCUGUCGAGCCGGUGCCACUGAUGCUGAACCCAAGUUCAUUAUUCAGGAAACGAUUCUCCCAGAUGUGUUGACCAGCCACCAGGUGAGAGUCCAGGUGAAGGCGUGUGGACUGAGCCCGCUGGACCUCAAGCUGCUCAGUGACGUUGGGAUCCAGAGAGAUUUGAUUCCCGUCGGCAGAGAGGUGGCUGGAGUUGUCCUUCAAGUUGGUCCCAAGGUGACCUUCUUCCAGCCAGAGGACGAGGUCGUAGGUAUCCUUCCUCUGGACUCCACCUGCUCUGGACUCUGUGAUGUUGUCGACAUCGACGAACACUAUUUAGUGCAGAAACCAGAGAAGCUCAGCUCGGUUUGUGUUGCAGCAGCGUUGCGUGAUGGUCUUUCUGCGUACACUGCUCUUCACACUCACGCUCGCAUUGCACCCGGACACACACUGUUGGUGAUGGACGGAGGCAGUUCUUUCGGCCUCAUGUGCAUCCAGUUGGCUUGUUAUCACGGCGUGAAGGUUCUGACGACGUCACAUUCGCCACAACAACACACAUUUCUGGAGCAGCUUAGGCCCAGCGUAGGUGUUCAGGAACCUUUAGUUGCCAGAGUUAUUCCGGUUUAUAACAACUCAUCUGACCUGCUGCCGGUGGUUUUGGAGGAAACUGGAGGACUGGGAGUGGAUAUAGUCAUAGACUCUGGAGUUCGUCUGCAGGAGGAAGAGGAGGAGGACGAGGAGAAGAAAUUAUUGCCACACAAACACGACAUCAUCAGUGUUCUGGGAGUCGGAGGUCAUUGGGUCACAUCACAUCAAGACCUGCAAUUGGACCCUCCAGAUUGCAGAUUACUGCAUUUAAAAUCCGCCUCCGUCUCUUUCCUGAACCCUGAAGUCUGGACGGCUUCAUCGGCCCAGCAGGGAAGAUACCUUCAUAUUCUGAAAGAUAUUGUGGAGAAAAUGUCAACUGGAGUCCUCAGACCUCAGCCGGAGGAAGCGGUUCCUCUCUACGAAGCCACAGUUGCCAUGGAGACAAUCCAGCGUCACCCGAAGAAAAAGGCCGUCGUUCAGCUCUGAUUGAAAUAAUCACAUUCUGCCGAGACUCGCGGCUCAACAGCAGCGGUUCUUUUGGAGAGGAACAGUCAGAUGGUUUUUACUUGUUAAUCUGUGUUUGAGGCACUGAAAAGCAUCACAGCUGCUUCCAAUGUUGUGUUAACACAGAAAAACACACCUUGAGCUCUUCAUGUCGCUAAUGAAUGUGACCCGAGGGCUGUACUCUGAAGCAAGAUUAAUAAGUUGGCAGGCAUGUCGACUUUAAAGGGUUUGGGAUUUAAAUCAGCUAAGAACUGUCUCCCUUCCGCAGAUUCAUACACUCAGCUGAAGUUUUAUCUGCUGACCUGUUGACCUGUGUGUUAAUAAUCCCACCGUGUUACUGUGAGUGCACGAAAGAAAACCUGGAUAAAAAAAGAAAGUAGAGAACGAUUAUUAUCUGACUGGGAUUUAAGGUUUUGUUAAGCAGGCUAACUCUAAAAAAAAAAAAAAAGCCUGAUAAGUUGAACCUGCUUCAUAGUGCAGCCCCUCAGGUCGCUUUCAUUUUAAACUGAAGUAAGAAACUUUCAGCUUCCCUCACAUAUGAACUUUUGACCACAUUCAUAGUAAUAAUUCCUGGUGACUUUCAUACUAAUAGACGACUGUCUGGUCAUUUCUCAACAAUUUUUUUUUAUUUUUUUGCAAAAUCACUCAAUAAAUCCCCAUUUUGUUUAAAAAAAAAAAAA